This is a messenger RNA of Raphanus sativus (radish), 1085 nucleotides long. RefSeq names its product nudix hydrolase 16, mitochondrial. The transcript is spliced from 4 exons. Gene Ontology annotation, molecular function: pyrophosphatase activity. Bases 304 to 828 code for a protein of 174 amino acids. Lineage: Eukaryota; Viridiplantae; Streptophyta; Magnoliopsida; Brassicales; Brassicaceae. Gene Ontology annotation, cellular component: cytoplasm; nucleus. The record is from RefSeq and is a predicted model, not a curated record.
UCAUCACUUCAUUGUUUUCUGUGCUCUUUCGUAAUCAAAUCCACCAUUGUUGACCAAAACAAAUCUGUGUUCUCUGUUUUUAUUUUGAUACAAAUCUAUUAGCGGGCGAGACUAUUCCAAACCCUAGAUCUAACCCUAGCCGUCAGAUUAGAUCAAAUGGGGAGAUCUCUUCUGAACCGUUGGAAUCUUAGGAGACAGCAAUGGUGGAGGUAGAAGAGUCGCAUUUGUGAAAGAUUAUUCUCUCAACUCGAUGGCCAACAAUUCGAAUUUCCUCUAAGCUAUUUUCUUGUGAUCUCCGUGGUGAUGUGUGAUUUGGUCGCGCGUACGGGUCGGCUCCAGCAACGGUACGCUGAUGGCUCGCGUCUCGUAGCCGGGUGUAUUCCGUUUAGGUAUCUAGAUUCUGAAUCUGGGAAAGUGGUUCAAGUGUUGAUGAUCAACUCAUCUAGUGGACCUGGACUUUUGUUUCCCAAGGGAGGGUGGGAGAAUGAUGAGACAGUCAGGGAAGCUGCUGUAAGGGAAGCAGUGGAAGAAGCAGGAGUCCGUGGGAUUUUAAUGGAUUUCUUGGGAGAUUAUGAGUUCAAAAGCAAAACACACCAAGAUGAGUUUAGCCCAGAAGGUUUAUGUAAAGCGGCAAUGUACGCCUUGUAUGUGAAGGAAGAGCUGGAGACGUGGCCGGAACAGAAGACUAGAACAAGGACAUGGCUGACGAUCGAAGAAGCUGUAGAGAGUUGCAGGCACGCUUGGAUGAAGGAUGCGUUGGUUGAAGGGUUCUGUAAAUGGCAUAAGGAGAAUAUGGGGGAAGGAGAGGGGAUAGCAGAUGGAGAUUGAAGUUUAUAAGUGUUCAUAAAAACUCUGAAGUUGGUUUCAUUCCUUUCGAUUUUGUUUUUUACUUUUUUUUUCUUAGUUUAUAUGCAUGGAGAAGGGUGUGACUGCGAAACAUAGGAGUUUCAAAGUUUUAAAAGUUAACAGUUAUUUUCAUGUUCCAUAAUAGUUGUCUUCAUCAAUUUCAUUAAGAAAACAAAGACAGCUCAUGACAAUUGUGUUUAGUAUCAUUCAUAAUGAAGGAGUUGUUUGCUGUUGGUUGA